Coregonus clupeaformis (lake whitefish) is the source of this 1102-nucleotide messenger RNA. RefSeq lists its product as uncharacterized. The record is from RefSeq and is a predicted model, not a curated record. The coding region runs from base 48 to 938 and encodes 296 amino acids. Lineage: Eukaryota; Metazoa; Chordata; Actinopteri; Salmoniformes; Salmonidae. The transcript has 2 exons.
CUCGUAUUCUCACUUUCUUUCACACACACAAACUCGGAAGCGGUAGGAUGUUGGUGAACAUGGUGUGUGUGCUCUGCUGUGUGUCGGUGUCGGUGUGUGUGAACGGAGAGGAAUAUGAAGUGAACUACGCAGACAACUACGAAAACGAGAUUACACAGGACCAACAGGACGGGGACUCCCCUGUGACUACCUGCCAGACUGCAGAGCUCUCUCGCUGGAACAAACUCUUCGUGGCCCUGGAGGACUCCCACCAGAGGGAGAUGAUGCUGAUGGAAGCCCUAAAGCAACGCUUUGGAGGCCCGGGAGUUUGCCAGCAGUGCCUGCCUGCCAUCGAGGCAAUCUGCCGGGGGCAGGCAGAGCAGGCGAGCCCCAGGCUCCAGCGAGGCCUAGUGGAGCUGAAGGAGGAGGUAACAGAGAGAGAGGGGAGGAUGAAUGCUUCACUACAGCAGAUCAGACAGGAGGGAGCAGAAAGUUACAGGAGGAUGAUGGAUGUGUUACAUCAGCUCCAUAGACCACAUCGAUUGGAGGAGAGUAAGCUGAGCGGGGAGGUGACAGGAGGGGCUGGAUCUAUAGGAGCCGGGCAUAGAGAGGCAGAGCCAAUCAGGACAGGAACAGCAGGUGUAGUACCUUCUUUAGGAGUGGGACUUGAAGCCACACGACCAAUCGAGGCAGGGCAUACAGAGAAUGGGUUGGGUUUAGGGGAGGGGCUUAGUGGGACAGGUGGACCAAUAGGGACGAGGCCUGGCAGUGUAGGGGCGGGUCUCGGACUGGGAUUGGGCAUGAAGCCGUUCUUGUCGAGCACAAAGAAACAGGAAGUGACAUCAUCACCAUCCUCGGACCGGGGGAAGAUAGAGAGGGCUCUGGUUGCUAUAGCGAUGGAACUGCGGAAGGUACAGACCCAGCUGGGCCUAAUAUCCUCUGUAGGGAACGAAGGAUGAAAAAAGAUGAGGAGAAAUGAAAGGAAGGAUGUCUGAUGGAUAUUUUCCUCUAUCAGGGCCUGAAUUAAAACUAAAAUGUAAACUGAUUUAGAUUUUGCACAAUAACAUAUCACCUUUUUAUACAUUAGUAAAGCAAAAAAAAAUGCCUUGAAAUAUGUUGAGUA